AUUACACUGAAAAUAAUAAAAUAAGAAAAUGCACUGCUUACUCCGCAGGCACUACAUUGUCACGUACAGUGAAUCAGGAAUGUGGGAAUUUCUAGGCCUACAAACAGCACUGGCUUCUAGAGUGGCUUAUGUACAUCUGCCACCUCUUGGAAAUCAUACAUGUAACUGGUUUAAAAAAAAAAAAAAAAAAAACUGCAGCAAUAAUUGUAGUCAUUUCAUAUUGCGGAUACUUUACACUGUGCCGGAGACCGGAGCAGCUGAGAACAAACUGUCAUAACUUAGUGACAGAUUACAGACUUUUAAAUGCGUCUCCCCAAAAUAGAAGCGCAUUUCGAGCCAAUGGGAUGCCGACGUGCGCGGGCGUUUCGCUCAGGGGCUCUCCUUCGGACCAAUAGGGCGCUAACGCCGCACGUAACUGACGGCCCAGCGAUCCAUAGGGACGCGAGGGGCGGAUUGUUUGAGCCAAUAGCAGCGUCACCUCGAUGUCGUUGAAGCCCAGCGAUCCAAGGGAAGGGGGCGGAGUCGCGCCUUUGAUUGACAGCUCGCGUAGGAGCGGCACACAAGUGAUCUUGUAGGAACUAGCGAGCUAGCUGGACGUUGAGCGCCGUGUGUCACUGUGAUUUUUGCGGUUCUGUACAAAUUAUGGCGUAAAACUUUUCCGCCGAUUCAACUGUGUGAAGCGAAUAAUGCGCGAGCGUUCUUGAUCGCCGCUUUUUUUUUUUUUUUUUUUUAAAAAAAUAAAAUAAAUAAAAUCGCCGUCGCGGAGUUGACAACAUUAAUAAUCAUCAUCAUGCUGGAAAUGAAGCUGCCCGGCGGCGGCGGCGGCGGGAGAGCGGCGGAGGACCGAGCGAAGAAGCCGGCCGCGGACGGGCAGGAUGGCGGGCCCCCUUCCCGGCAACAUCCGAUGCUCCGGCUGGACAAGGAGGCGGUCUUUGAGUGGUUCGGCUUGCACUUGAGUCCGGCCCGGCGAAUAGAGUUCAUGUGUGGGCUCCUCCAUAUGUGCCAGCCGCUCGAGCUGCGCUUCUUGGGCUCUUGUCUGGAGGACCUCGCGCGGAAGGACUUCCACGUCCUCCGGGACUUCGAGAUCCGGGCAAACAGCCCGAGCGAUCUCGGCCUCCUGUCGGACGUGGGCGACCCGGUGGUGCGGUCCAAGCUGCUCGUCUCCCUCUCCCUCCUGGGCUCGGAGAACCGGGAGUGCGCGGGGCUCCUGUUCCGCGUCCUGAGCCACGCGGACCUGACGCCGUCUGGCUGCGAGCAGCACCUCCACGACGCCGCCGGGGACGAGCCCGCGGGGCCGGAUGCGGGGUACGGUCGCGCUCGCGGUGCCGGUGCCAGGCUCGAGCAGAUGGCCCUGCUCUUCACUAUGGCCUCCCUGCACCCGGCUUUCCCGUUCCACCAGAGGGAGGCGGUGCGGGAGAAGCUGGAGCGGCUCGAGAAGCGCCUGGAGGAAGAUGAGGAAGAGAAGGAGGAGAGGAAGCCGCGGGGACGCGCCGCUGACGCUCGGAACAAGGUUCCAAAAAGAAGUUUCCCCUCUCCAUCCAUGGAUUCUAGGUGCAGCAACAGAGUACAAUCACCUCUGGCUACCCAGCCACAAGCUAGUAGCAUCAACAGAGAAGCGGUGUACAUUGAGAAGAUUGUGCUGAAGGGAAUCUCACGGAACCGAAGUGACAGAGAGUACAACUUUGUGGUAAAGUGGUCUGAUGCUUCGUCAGUCAGCAUAACAAAGACACACCGAGAACUGGAGGAUUUUUUGUUGAAGCUUCCAAAGGAGCAGGUCAUGGAGAACUUUGAGAAGAACAUCUUAAGGUUGCUCAGCCAGGGAGACAUGCUAGAAUGCAGGGAUUUGGAGCGGACUCUCAGAGACAAAUUCUUGUCUGCACCACCAGCUUUCCGACAGAAGGAGAAGGUGUGCAGCUUCUUCCUCCGUGACUCUAGUGGAACCAGUGUCAGCCGCUGCAUGACGGUGCCCCCAGGAAAGACCUGCAAGCCUCCGGAGCACUUCACAGGCGAGCUCUCCGAGGCCUCCAGCCAGGAGGAAGGUGUGUACCUGGAACCAUUAAUUCCCGGACAUCGGAAAAAACACGGCAGCAAAAGCCCCAGCCUAGGCCUCCAGAGCAACAAGAAUGUACAGGCUGACAGCUGGAGGCAACCCCAAGCAGAGCACAAUGGAGUUACUGAGUGGAGAAGAAAGACACCCGUGCAGAAGUCCAUUCUGGAGCCUUACGGAGCUGGUCAACAGAAGCACCUGGCUGAGGAGCAGCGGAACUCCCUCCCUGUGAGCAGGAACAGAACGCGGCCACCAGGGGCUGGCAGGGACAAAGCAAAGAAAUACGAGGACAGGGCAACCACUGUGUCCAAUGGGGUCAUCAGACCAGCUCCUCUGCAGCUCAUGGAGCAGAGUAGUGCGAAAGGACCCGGACGGGAUGCAUAUGGGGAGACAUCUUCAGAGAGCUACAGCUCACCCUCCAGCCCGCAGCAUGAUGGCCAGGAGAGCCUGGAGAGUGAGGAUGAUAAGGACCGAGAUACCGAUAGUAACUCAGAUGACUUCGGUAAGGGGAGUGCAGAGAACCUGCGCUGUAAGGCCGUGGCAGGAGCGGCCGUGGCCACCGUCCGCCCCAUGAUCCCCGUAGCGCAGAGGGAGGGGGCGUCAUGCCUACAGAGCCCCCUGAGUCCCUCAGAAUUGUCCCACCUGACUCUUGUGCAGCCCAUGACGUACAUGGUGCAGAACAGCACAAGCAAACCGGAGGCAACCCAGCAGAAUGCGGAAGGCAAGGCCGCGGGGGGGUUGAUGGUAACGAUUCCAGCGGUUUUCCGGGAGCCCCUCCCUCUGGACGCUCCUCCUGGAGAUUCUGAGAAGGCACCCAUGGAGCCCACUCUCUUGACCGCCAAACCUCACCUGAGCGGGCCGCCUCCCAGCAGUCCGGUCCUUCAGCCCCCUGUUCAGCGCUUCAGGACAGCCCCUCUCCCUCCCAGUUCCGAAAGCACUGUGCACCAGCCCCCGAUGGGUGCGAUCAGCGUCAUCCCCUCGGGCCCUGCGUACGUGUCGCCCCUGCAGCCGGCCUACCCCGGGUCAGACUCCCCGGAGCCCCACGUCAAGUGUCUGCAUCUGCCAACUGGCCCCCCGUCGUCUUACGGUGUCCCCGGCCCUGCCAAAGUUGUGCCCUCGCUGGGGGCCGCCGCUGCCGCCACCUCCACAGUGGCUCAAGCGCAGGUGGUGCCUCCUCAUACGACAGGACCCGCCCCCACACCAAACCCCACCCUCACCCAUAGCACGGCACAGAAUGACAGCAACUUGUACAUAAACGGCGCCGCCUGCUGCGGCUCCGCCGAGGCCCUUUCUCAACAGCAGCAACCGGGGCCUCCCCAGCAGGCGGGUUGCGGGGCCUGCGGGUGCCGAGGCAACUGCGGCAACGUUCACGCGCCCAGCUACUGCUACCCUCCGCAGGUGGCCCGCCACGUCUUCAGCAUCCAACCCUUCAUCCAGCUGACAUCCCUGUGCGGAGGCAGCUACCUGAGCCAGGCGGCGCAGGGCGGUGGUGCCACACAGAUGUCCUUCUUCCCACCGAGCGCCACGACCUACAGCGGAGCUCCGCUGCUGCAUGUGCCCUCCGAGCAUGUGCUGGGCACCCAAACAGGCUACAGCCUGCAGCAGAUGGCAGCCUUUAGCCAUUUCUACCCUCCCCUCUUCCCCUCGGUGGCAGUAGUGUCCGGCACUGGCGGGGCAGCCAGCAUGAAGAAGAAUGGCAAUGCAUCGUGCUACAACUGUGGGGUCAGCGGGCACUAUGCGCAGGACUGCAAACAGCCGUUGGUGGACACAACACAGCAAGGUGGCUUUCGGCUGAAGUUUGUCACCUCUCCGUCGACUGGAGGACAAGACAAAGGUGACUGAAGAGCAGUACAGCUCUUGUUCUGCUGCAGUAACUUUUUUUUUUUUUUUCUUCUUUAAAAACAUUUGACCACCUUCACAAAUGUGCUGGGGGGGUCCGGCAGCACCUGUAAAAGUAGUGCCUGAAACUCGGUCCUUCCGAGGUAUUUCCUGACUCUUCUCAGUGGCCUCUUGUAUUUUGCACUGAAGAUCAGCAAGUGACACCUGACAGCUGUUUAAAUUGUAAUAACUUAUUUUCUUAUAUAGUAAAAAUGCCACAUCUCUUAGAAGUAUUACAUUAAGGUUUGGCGAUUAUUUCACGUUACAUACUUGUGGGGUGGGACAUUUAUGAGGGUUCUGUUUUUUAGCUGGUCCCCCCCCCCCCCCUUUUUUUUUUUUUUUUUAAAACCCCUUGUGUACUUGUGUGUCGUCGCCCCCCACCCAUAGGAGCGCUGUAAUCUUUACAUGUAAGACUCCACAGGUCCACCACCACAACGUGCCAUUUGUAGUCUGAAGAAAAUUUCCCACAUUUGCCACAUACAUUACUUCAUUUUUCUAACAAAAGAAAUCACCACACAAUUUGGUAGAGCAGCUAAUUGUAAAAAGAAGAAAACUUAUAUAUUUAAAAACAAAUGUUUAAGAAUGGUGUAUUGAUACAUUUAGGUAGACAUGGUACGUUUUUCUUCUUUGGUUUUUCUCAUUCAGCAUGGACACUAGACCUGAAAAAGCACCAUCCUUGAAACCAUCUUUGACACUUUUGAAUGUACAAUAUAUUUUAUUAGAAUUUCAAACUUUUAAUGAAUUUUGCAGUAUCCUGGCAUUUAAUUGUUUCCAGAAAACCAUAUUCAGCUUGGUAAAAUGUGAAGUUUAUCAUGUGUCUGUCAUGUUGUGUUCAAUGCUGCUGUUUUUAUUUGGGAAUAUGCACUACACUCACCUGGAAUUUUUAUUUGGAUUCCUUGUGUGCACUGAAGCAGUUCUACAGGGAACGCAGGUGGUGGAAACGACUGUCUGUGGCCUCUGUACUGUUGUUGUCCAUCCAGUAUUAUUAUUUUCUAGCGGAACACUGCAGGUUGUGGCUAGAAGACACUUCUCAACAGUCCUUCCUUCGUUCUUUUGCAUUGCAUUGCAUGUGCAGCAUGUUUCAGCAGUUUGUUCGUUUUUAUGUCUCUGGUGGUUUUUUAAAAUAUUGAAGUAGCCAAGAAAAAGGGGCCAUCCUGCAGGCAUUUAUAUUUAGUUUUAUUUCCUCAUACACCAUUUGGAGCUGACCAGCUAUGCACGUCUUGUGCAUUUGUACACGUGUAGCAUUGGAUACAUGUAUGUACAUGCAAAGCAUCAUCGACUUCCAGAAGAAAGAGGAACUUGAUGUCAACACUUAACAUAUUUGUACAAGUUCACUCGACUUCGUGGAGAAAAUUCCAGUUUGCUUGAUUUCUGCCAGUUUCAAAAAAAUGCCUCCUCUUGAUUUCAUGCAGUAUAACGGAGUGAACGGAUUUCUUUGCAAAUGUUCACUUUGAACUCUUUAUGAAAAGAACUCUUGACAGUUUGAGUAGUAUGAAUAAUCUCUUUACUGCUUAAGGGCAAAGCCUAGGAAUAUUUCCUUUGUAAAACAAAAGUAGUUGCCUGAAAAUUAUUUUGAUAGUCAUGAAAAUGGGAGAAGUGUGGACAACGUGUACUUAAGUUGAAUAGUGUGAGUGAGAAAAACCAUGUGAUUUCUGUGGAUUGCACAGUUGAAACUGCCAGUUCUAUUUGUUAAAUUUAUAUUAAAGAUUAAAAUGCUGUACUAUAAGGAGGGUGCAUUUCCUCUAGUCAAAUGUUUACUGUACUUUGAUAUCUAAAUAUGUAAUUAGUAAAGUCAAAUAUUUCUAGAAUAAAUUUGAAUUUUUAUGCAAAUUGUUACUCCCUUCCCCCAUAAUUUUCUGCAAUAAAAAAUAAAAUAAUCA
This is a messenger RNA of Scleropages formosus (Asian bonytongue), 5805 nucleotides long. RefSeq names its product zinc finger, CCHC domain containing 2 (gene zcchc2). Gene Ontology annotation, molecular function: nucleic acid binding; zinc ion binding. Lineage: Eukaryota; Metazoa; Chordata; Actinopteri; Osteoglossiformes; Osteoglossidae. Bases 791 to 3889 code for a protein of 1032 amino acids. The transcript is spliced from 14 exons. The record is from RefSeq and is a predicted model, not a curated record.